AUGUCCAAAAACGAGUAUUUCAACUCCCCCGAUGGCCCACCUCCCACGUUCAACCAAAGUACAAACUCAAGCUAUGUACCACAAGCACAACCAUCGUACAAUGCACAAACACAAGAUAGGGGAGUUUUUGGUGGUAAUCAGCACUACCAGCAACAGGGAUACGGACAGGGACCUCCACCGAAUGCGUAUUAUCAGCAACAACCGGGGUACGGCUACCAUCAGCCACCACCACAGCAGUAUUAUCCACAACAACAACAACCUAUGUAUGUACAACAACAGAGAACCUCGAAUAAUGAUGAUUGCUUGAUGGCGUGUUUGGCCGCCAUGUGUGUUUGUUGUACUUUAGAUAUGAUAUUUUGA
Messenger RNA from Lodderomyces oxycetoniae, 360 nucleotides. RefSeq lists its product as uncharacterized. The record is from RefSeq and is a predicted model, not a curated record. The transcript has a single exon. Bases 1 to 360 code for a protein of 119 amino acids. Lineage: Eukaryota; Fungi; Ascomycota; Pichiomycetes; Serinales; Debaryomycetaceae.